UUCGACGAGCAGCAGGCGUUUGAGCGGAGCCGCCGUUUCCUUCGACAGCUGGAGAUCAGCUUUGGAGACAAUCCGUCGCAUUACCAGAAGAUCAUCAAAGCUCUGCAGAUAGGCCAGGACCUCAGUCCCACCAGCGUCCACGAGCUCAAAGCUCAGAUGUCUAUGCUGCUCAAAGGCCACACCCAUUUACAAGCUGAAUUCUGGGUGUUUUUUGACGAGCUCCGCCCACCUCCAGCGCAUCCUGGACAGUUUGAAGAAACCCAUUGGCCAGAAGAUGGAGGCGGCGGGUUGGAAGGUGGAGAGGGCGUCAGCCAAAAUUCAGGAGGCGGGGCCAGUGGCGGGUUUGAGGAGGUGACGUUGCCAGAACUAGAAGAGGAAGAGGAGGGACAUAAGAUCCAACCAAUGACAAACCGGCGUCAGAGAAGGAAGAUGGACUCUCACAGAAACUACAAGGGCUGUGAUUGGUCCGAUAAAGACUGGGUCUGCCCUUGUCGUGAUUCAAAGAUCCAGAAACACAAGAGGAAAGGAUGCACCCGCUGCCAUGGCAAUAAGACCUCAGGGGGCGUGUCCAGGGCCAUGAAGAGUCUGGACCCACUCUACUCUCAGAUAAGUGCUACCCAUGAUGAACCAGCUAACAAAGACCUGGACCUGAAGGGGGGCGACGACAGUCCCCUGCCAGAUCGGUGUGAUGCAUCAUGGGAAGGCUCGUUUCCACUGGCUGAUACAAAAGAGGAGGAAGAGGAGGGUGAGGAAGAAGAGGAGGAGAGGAAAAAGGAACAGAGCCCAGCAGCAAAGAGGAGCAGGAGAGAGGAGACACUGCAACCGCCACCUGUGACCCUCUCCAUCACCUCUACCUGCACCUCCACGAUCUCUACUUCCUCCUCUGUAGCUCCGCCCUCCACUACAGCUUCCUCCACGUCUGCAGCCUUCUGCACUCCUCCUCGGUUAGCUCCUCUUCCUCCUGACCUCCCUGUCUGUGCCAAAAACAUUUCUCUGACUGCGAGCGGGGAGAAAGUGAUCCUGUGGACAAGAGAAGCAGACCGGGUCAUCUUGAAGACAUGUCAGCAAGAAGGAGCCAAUCAGAACACAUUUCAGGCCAUUUCCAGCCUGCUCGGCAACAAGACUCCCAGCGAGGUGUCCCGCAGGUUUCGGGAUUUGAUGCAUUUGUUUCGGACAGCAGCACGUCAGACCAGCUCAGAGGAUGAAGCCCCGCCCAUUGAGACAGAAGCAGCCAAUGAAACGGAAGACUGAUAUUAACCAGUCAGAAGAUCUUAUCCAAUGAAAAAGCAACGCGUCUUUUAUUAAAAAUAAAAGAAAGCAAACACUGAUGUGUUUACUGUCCAUAAAAAAUCUGUAAAUAUUAACGUUCAGAAGAUUUAAUAUUAUGUUGUCUUUUUGUUUUUUAAGUCAAUAAAGAAGUUUUCCAUGA
Molecule: messenger RNA, 1429 nt
Organism: Haplochromis burtoni (Burton's mouthbrooder)
Lineage: Eukaryota; Metazoa; Chordata; Actinopteri; Cichliformes; Cichlidae
Product: GON-4-like protein
Biological process (GO): regulation of DNA-templated transcription
Cellular component (GO): nucleus
Molecular function (GO): transcription coregulator activity
Source: RefSeq, a predicted model, not a curated record